GAGCCUUAAAGUGGAGCUCCACCCAAAAGGGGAAGUUCCGCUUUAAGGACUGCUCCCCCCAUUAAAGAUUGGCACCUUUGGGGGUCGGGGGGGGAGCGGGUAUUUGAAAGGUACCCGCUCCCACUUCCGGUCCGAUUGCCUAGGUGAUCGGAAACGGAAGGUGUCCUCCCUCCCUUCCUGUAGUCUUUUGGGACACGUGACAUGUUCCAGAAGACUACAGGACCAUUCAUGAAGCGCAGUGCUACUCGUGCAUGCGCAGUGCGUACCCGGCUGAGAAGCCAAAAGCUAUCACAGCCGAGUGCCCACAAUGAAGAUGCUAGCCUACUGGAAUACAGGACGGCUAGUGAAACAGAUGACACACCACGGGACCGAGGGACAGGUACGUGGCUGUUU
Molecule: messenger RNA, 393 nt
Organism: Staurois parvus
Lineage: Eukaryota; Metazoa; Chordata; Amphibia; Anura; Ranidae
Source: the annotation of a GenBank genome assembly